Sceloporus undulatus (fence lizard) is the source of this 1935-nucleotide messenger RNA. RefSeq names its product G protein subunit gamma 4 (gene GNG4). The record is from RefSeq and is a predicted model, not a curated record. The transcript has 4 exons. The coding region runs from base 546 to 773 and encodes 75 amino acids. Gene Ontology annotation, molecular function: G-protein beta-subunit binding. NCBI's taxonomy places the organism in Eukaryota, Metazoa, Chordata, Lepidosauria, Squamata, Phrynosomatidae. Gene Ontology annotation, biological process: G protein-coupled receptor signaling pathway. Gene Ontology annotation, cellular component: heterotrimeric G-protein complex.
GCGUCUCACACUGAUGAUUUUGAAGAAUGAUUUUGAAAGAAAUGCUGGGCUCCAGAUGUGAAGGGACUGGAACAUGGCAACCACCUUAAAGAGCAACAGCAGCAUGAGCAUCUUCUUCUUCUUCCUGAGUCCUCCUCUUGGGAGGAGGUUCCGAGGCUGGCGCGCGCUGCCCUCCCUUUGACGUCACGGGCUGGAAUUCCUCUCCGGCGCGCUCCUGCUGCCUUGCUUGCUCUGCUCUGAGUCCCUGGAGAAGAGGGAGGCAGGGAGAGGGGCGGGGAGCGCGUGGCGGUCUGGUCCAGAGCAGGGAGCUGGCGCCCCUUCCCUGCCUGCCUUCCUUCCCUGCUCCCUCGAGGCAGCAGCAGGUCGGGCUCUCUCUCCCUGCAGCCCCCAUUGCAAGGCUCUCUCUCCUUCAUUCAGAGACCUUCCUUCCCCUGGUCUGCUGGGGGUGAGCCUCCCAGCUUGGAGGCGCCAGGCUCUCUCUCUCUCUCUCUCUCUCCUGCUGCUGCUGAGUCCCUGCUGCUGUCUCCAGGCAGCGGUAAAUAAGAAUGAAAGAGGUAAUGUCUAAUAACAGUACAACGAGUAUAUCUCAAGCAAGGAAAGCAGUGGAACAGUUAAAAAUGGAGGCAUAUCUGGACAGGAUAAAGGUAUCCAAGGCUGCUGCAGAUUUAUUGGCAUAUUGUGAUGCUCAUAUGGGAGAAGACCCUCUUAUUAUGCCAGUGCCUGCAUCUGAAAAUCCCUUCAGGGAGAAGAAGCUCUUGUGUACUAUCCUUUGAAUUACCUUACAGUUAAAAAUGUCCUUUGUGAAAAUACAUUACUGAUGGUGCAUGCGUUUUCUGGAGACUUCUUCCAUACAAUAAUUUAAUCCAAAAUUGACUGUUAAUAAGAACACAGUACAUUUUAAGUGAGUGUAGAUAUUUUAAAUGGAAAAUUGAUGUCAUUUUUUUUCUAUUGGUGUUCUAUUAAAUAUUUCUGUUGUCAGCUGUUUGUUUUAUAAUGAAAGAACUUUAUUUGGUUUGAGGUAUGUGAUAAUUACAUUUUCUCAGAUUUUGUUAGUAUGAUUAUUUGUGAGAGAGACUCAUACCAAGAUGAGCAAUAGCUACUUUCAACAUUUGAAAACCUUUCUUUUAAGGAAGGAGAAUUCAGCAGAUAGUAUGGUGCUUGAUGACAUUUUAAACAUGGGAGCUUCCUCACCAACCUGUUGAUAGCAUUUGAUCUGCAGGGCAGCUGUACCUUAAGAAUUGGAAGCUGCUUUAUAUCAAGUCAGAUACUUGCUCAAUAAUAUCUAUUCUGACUGGCAGCAGAUGCCUCUGGUUUUGAAUAGAAGCCUUAUUGCAAUCCAGUUUAGAGAUGCUAGGGACAUUUCCUAUUGAGCUCGAGUCUUUCGAUUGCAUCAAAAACGAUUGUAAGUGGAGAUUUUCUCCCCUUUUAUUUCAUUACAAAGACAGCAAGCCAAACUGAGACCAUACUGAUGUAAUCCCACUGAUCAAAGUGGUACACUGGAAGAUUAGCUGGGCCAGUGUGGGACACAGUAUAAAUGAGGAAUUGCUGCACAGAGUUCCACACAUCUUUUUAAAAGCAUUGAUUCUACCACAUCUCAACAUGACUUUAAUAUUUUUUGUAUUCCAGUUUGGACACCAAACACCAAAAUUGCUAGAAAUCUGCAUGUUUCUAGUAUAAUUCAGUAUGCGUUAAGCAACUGUUUCCUAUGUUUGUUCUUCAUCUUGGCUCUUACUCUUAACUGUUCCCUUAUGUUGGGGCCAAAUUGAGGCAAAAGGCUAAACAUGCAUCCCAACUUCCUUUUGAGAUAAUCAGGUAGCACUUCUAAAUUAUAUUGUUAAUUUAUUUUAUAUUGUUAAUUUGUUUUAAGAUAUGUGCUCAACAUUGUUGCUAUGUGACCUCAGUUAUUUUUUCUUCACCUUUUAAUAUUUUAAUAAA